Molecule: messenger RNA, 2045 nt
Organism: Bactrocera tryoni
Lineage: Eukaryota; Metazoa; Arthropoda; Insecta; Diptera; Tephritidae
Product: putative ATPase N2B
Exons: 5
Coding region: 222-1619 (465 amino acids)
Cellular component (GO): mitochondrion; cytoplasm
Molecular function (GO): ATP hydrolysis activity; ATP binding
Source: RefSeq, a predicted model, not a curated record
CAAAAAUUAGCGCUAGUCGCUACGGAUUGGAAUUUUUUCUGGCCUCGCACUUGAACUUGUCACACGCACGCAAACGUUGGCUAAACUUUUACAUAACAAUGAAAAGAUGACAAAGUAGUUUCAAUUAAAAUUUUAAGCAAAUUUACUUUCGGUGCUACCUAAAUUUACUGUACUUUAACCAUUGCGUGUGGCGCGUAAUUAUUGCAAAAUUGUAGUGUAAGAUGUUGAAAACGGUAUGCGUGAAUACGCGUUUAAAGUGUUGGUCUGAGUGUGAACAAUUGCUCCUGGCACUACAGCCACAAUGCCAUUCACAAGUACGAUAUAUAAGCCCUUUGUCUAUUUAUGAUAGACGCGUUGCCAACAAGGAAUUGUUACCGGAUAAGGAGCAAAAGACAACAACGGAGCGUUUGGAAGCACUUUACAACAGUGUCCAGAAUUAUAAACCAAUUAGUCGAAGUGGGGGUGGUAGUGGUGGUUUUUUCAGCACUCUAUUUAAAGGUGACAAAAACAAAAAUAGCGUUGAGCUAAAUGUCGGUCCCGAAGUUCCACAAGGACUAUAUAUUUUCGGCAGUGUUGGCGGCGGAAAAACUACUCUGAUGGAUAUGUUUUUUGAUGCUUGUACAGAUAUUCAACAAAAGCAGAGAGUCCAUUUCAAUUCAUUCAUGACGGACGUACACAAACGCAUACACGCAACUAAACAGCAACGGGGUCCAAGUGAUAGGGCAUUUAACACUGAAAAUCCAACACCAUAUGACCCAACACGUCCAGUAGCAGACCAAAUAUUAUCUGAAUCAUGGCUUAUUUGUUUCGAUGAAUUCCAAGUAACUGAUAUAGCAGACGCUAUGAUACUAAAACGCUUAUUCACGCACCUUUUCAACGACGGUCUUGUAAUGGUGGCGACAAGUAAUCGUCAUCCCCAAGAAUUGUACAAAAAUGGAUUGCAACGUAGUAAUUUUCUCCCCUUUAUCGAUAUAUUACAACUUCGUUGUAAAGUUAGCGAACUGAAUAGUGGCAUUGAUUACCGCCGCAUUGCACAAUCGGGCGAUACAAAUUAUUUCGUUAAGUCAAAGACAGAUGCUAACGCCGAAAUGGAACGUAUGUUUAAAAUUCUAUGUACUCAGGAGAACGAUAUUGUGCGUCCGCGUACCAUAACACAUUUUGGACGAGAUCUGACUUUCCAGAAAACUUGCGGUCGUGUUUUAGACAGUACUUUUGAAGAGCUUUGUGAUCGUCCACUGGCGGGUAGUGAUUAUCUACAAAUUGCACAACUUUUCCAUACAGUGCUAAUACGAGACGUGCCCAAAAUGAAUUUAUUCAUUAAAUCUCAAAUGCGACGAUAUAUUACACUCAUCGAUACGCUUUACGAUAAUCGCGUAAGGGUGGUUAUCUCUGCCGAAACACCACUUGACAGACUUUUUGACAUCACAGACAAGCCCACCGGACUGGCGGACUCUGAGCGAACGUUGAUGGAUGACUUAAACAUUAAACAUGGUUCUAAUGAAGCAGCGGCUAACUAUUUCACUGGGGAAGAAGAAGCAUUUGCUUUCGACCGAACAAUUUCCCGAUUAUUUGAAAUGCAAAAGAAGGAAUAUUGGGAACAAUGGGCUAAGCACCGUUAAAAUGUUUUGUUUUUAGUUCGCGAAACAUGCAAUUUGGUUAGUGUUCAUUUGUACUUAAUAUAAAUUUAAUAUAGAAAAUCGAAUGCAUGUAAAAAUAUGUAUACAAAAUUUGUCGACCAGAAAUUGUACGCAAGGCUUAAAAUUAUUCUUACAAAAAAUAAUUUAUUAACUUAAAUUAACUUUAUGUGCAUAAAGCUCCAUAUAUAUUAUUAUGCUUUUGAAAGGUGUUAUACAAACAUACAUGAAAUACUUUGAGUAUUAUCAAAGCUAUUUUAGAGCUUAAAAUUAUUGUGCAAAUUUUAUUAUUAGUAAAAUGUUUAAUAACUAGUUAUAAACUAGACAGCGUAUACUAAUCAUGGAAAUCGUACCAAUGUUGAAUGUAAUAAAAGCAAUACGAUAAGUAGUUUACAAACAUCGAGCACAAAA